AGUGAGGCCAAACAUCAGGAAACAGAGGGCUGCAUUCAGGAGAGUGAAAAUGAGGGACAGGCAGAGGGACAGCAGAUGUUUCCAUAUAAUGUGGCAGAAUUUGUCCCUAUUUUUCUGGAGGAAGAUGAAGCUCUUGAAGAGGCAAUUCAGCGUAGCCUCCUAGAAGAGUCUGAUAGACAGAGUGAAGUUCAUAUUUCAAGGUCUUUUAAGAAGCUCAGCAAAGAAGAAAUUGAAGGUCUUCUUAGAGCUCAUAGUGAGAAAGUCAUUACACCAGGAACAAGACAACUCCAUAUCAGUCGAGCCAAUGUGUGGUCGACUGCUUUGCGUCAGUUCAAGAGACCCAAGUUUGCAGAAAGCUGUGAGAUGCUUUAUGUCACAUUUGCAAGCGAUGAACAUGAUACAGAGGAAGAUGCUGCUGACCUUGGGGGGCCAAUGCGUUAGUUUUUCCGUUUACUGGUGAAGGCCAUCUUUCAGGACAGUGGUGCUUUUGAAGCUACACCAAAUGGAUGCACACUGAAAUUUAACAUCCUACACUUGCAAAAUGGAGUAUAUCGAACCAUUGGCAGGAUGUUGUCCACGAUAAUAGUGCAAGGUGGAGAAGCACCAGCCUUUCUCUCUCCACAUGUAGUAGACUACGUUGUGUCAGGAGACAUUCUUCAAGUACACCUAACACCGGAUGAUAUAGGUGACCCUGAGUUAAGAGAGAAUCUGAAAAAGGUUGUAAAUGCAACAACUCAACAUGAUUUGGAGAAAGCAGUCAGCUGCUGCGACUCAUGGCGAUAUCAAGUUGAAGGUCUUCCACUCACAGUCACCAUGGCCAAUAAAGAUCUGUUUGUGAAAAAUGCAGCUCUAUACCUUGUAGUCCUGCAACGGCAAAGCUGUUUCGAUCAACUAACUGAUGGCUUGUCCUACUAUGGAAUUUUAUCACUCCUGAGAGAGAACCCCAGUUUGCGUGUUCUGCUUGACCUAUCGGGGGAGGACAAAGAUCUGGCAGCCAGUUUAAUUGCUGGGGUUCUCAGGCCAAGCUAUUCUGUCCUUGGGAGCAACAGAAGAGUUAGAGAGGAGCUGAUGGUGGUCAAAUUUCGGGAAUUUCUCCAGUGUGUCGAAAAUAAAGAGCUGAGAGACGCACUUGGAGAAAGGACUCUUACCAAGGAUGAAGAGGCAUUUGUGAAGGCUUUGAGGCCUGGUCACAUCUUGGCUUUUGCCACCGGGAGCAGCAAGGUUCCAGCCAUAGGUUUUCAACCAGCUCCUAAAAUAACAUUCAUUCACGAUGAAAGCAAACAUCUCCCGAUUGCACACACACAUGUGCAAAUGAGCUUCAGCUUUUUGUGAAUGAAACAACAAUGGCUGAUGAUGAUGCUUUUCAUUACUGCUUCUUAGUAGCACUCAUGAAUGGAGCUUUAUUCAGCACCAUCUAAACAUGUUCCAAAAAAGUGAAAUUAAAGUGGUGGGUUUGUUA
Oreochromis niloticus (Nile tilapia) is the source of this 1459-nucleotide messenger RNA. Its product is annotated as G2/M phase-specific E3 ubiquitin-protein ligase. The record is from RefSeq and is a predicted model, not a curated record. NCBI's taxonomy places the organism in Eukaryota, Metazoa, Chordata, Actinopteri, Cichliformes, Cichlidae. The transcript is spliced from 7 exons. Gene Ontology annotation, molecular function: ubiquitin-protein transferase activity. The coding region runs from base 568 to 1332 and encodes 254 amino acids.